Messenger RNA from Ogataea haglerorum, 1080 nucleotides. RefSeq lists its product as uncharacterized. Gene Ontology annotation, molecular function: superoxide dismutase activity; metal ion binding. The transcript is spliced from 2 exons. Gene Ontology annotation, biological process: superoxide metabolic process. The record is from RefSeq and is a predicted model, not a curated record. NCBI's taxonomy places the organism in Eukaryota, Fungi, Ascomycota, Pichiomycetes, Pichiales, Pichiaceae. The coding region runs from base 1 to 1080 and encodes 359 amino acids.
AUGGCCGGUGUCUCCACACCCAGCCCGCCAUCAACGCCACAGUCUGGCGUGGAUAAUCAGUCGGAGCCUGCGGGAGCCACGAUCAUUCUUCCGCCCCUGUCUAUAGCGGAGAGCUUUGAGAACGUGGGCAUUCCUGGGCUGUUCAGUGAAUCCGUACUUAAGGACAUCUGGACCGUCCAGACUGCACGGAAGCUGGACGAUUUGAAGUAUGGAAUAUCCGAGUCGCCGCUGAGAAGCAGUCUGGAGUCCGCCUUUGUCGAAUACAACUCGAGCAAGAACGUUUUUCUCAAGGGAAAGAAGACGUCUCCUGCCGACCUGAUAGGGGAAUUUGUCAUGACGACUAAUAACCCCACCAUCGACAAGUACUACAAACUGUUGUCCAAGACGGCGAAAAAACCUACAGAGCAGUUUGUUUUCCAGAAUGCCUCUGCCAUCUACAACCUGUACUAUUUCCUCUCGUCCCUCAAACCGAACCCAGACAACACAGUUGCCAAGGCCGGCGUCGACGAGCUCUACAAGACGCCAGACGUUUUUUCUGAGAUCGAAAACGCUCCUCGUCCAGAGUUCGGGUCGCAGAUCGAGGCCUCGUUCGGCUCUUUGCAAGAAUUCAAGGCCCUUUUGCUGUCCACCGCAAAGGCAGUGAAAGGAAACGGAUACACGUGGCUGGUGUACAAGUACAGACAGCCCGAAUUGGGACAGGAAACAAGGGACCUGUCGAGAUUCUCCUCGCUGGCGAUCCUGAACACCUACAACCACGGCACGCCUCACCAUUUCAGAGCAGGACAGAUCUCGAACGCCAGGGCAUUCAAGAAACAAAAAUCGGAGUCGUCUGAACAGGACGACGGCUCCUUCAGCAUGCACAAAAUCGACAUUCCUUCGCUGGAGCAGGCACAAGACACAUACGAGCCGUUGAAGUACGUCUACGAGCCGCUCAUGGCCAUCGGAAACAACCCGUCUUUCUAUCUGCGAGACUACGGUGUGUUUGGAAAGGCCAGGUACCUCGAAAAUGUGUGGAAUUGCAUAGAUUGGAGCGUGGUGGAGACCCGGUGGGCCAACAGAGCUCUCUCUUCAAGAAACUAA